GCGACCAUAACAAAAGUUAAUAAGCGGAGUGAGAGAGACCUGCUCUCUCAAUCUACACAUAGUCACACGAUCACGCAAUGUACGCAGGGAAGACGAGUAGUGAAACAAAAAGAUUAAAAUAUAAAUAUGAAAAUAGAGAGAGAAGAAUAAAUAUUACGAGGACGUGAUUCUAUUUGUGAUUGAUGUAUAUACUUUUAUAUCUGUAUGAUAUUAUAGAUAUGUCAGAUCCGUUUUGAAACUGUCACGUUCACUGAACGUGAUCUUUACGUUUUAUCGUUUAAAUAACAGCUGGAGAUAUGCGCGCGUGGAGCGCAUUGUGAUGCGAUGGGACAUCGCAAACGUUACAUAUAAUAGAAUACGUAUUUCGAUCGAUAUAUAAAAUAAGAUUGUCGCUCAAUGAAGAGAGCUAUGUAAUUGCCCCAUUAAGUUUAAAUGAAAGUUUGACGAUUUUCGUUUCGGCGGCCAGAGGUUCAGUUAGUGGGCGAAGGAGAAGGACGUAAAGGAUUCUCAAGACAAUCAAUAGCGAGGAAUCUGUCUAGGAAUAUAUUAUUUGAUCAUAUAUAUAUUAUAUAUUAUGGAUCUUUGAAACUGACUCUGCGUUUUUUUUUUCGUUUAAAUUAAUUGACGCCGCAUUUAUUAAUUGUCAAACCUAACCUAAAAAUGGAGCAAAACUCUCCUCCGUUCUCAAAUGAUACAGUGUCCAGUCAAAAGUCACUGCCAUCUUCUCACGAUCCCGGUUGGAAUGAUCCACCAAAAUGGGCACUGUCUUCACAGCAUGCUUCAUCUGGAACCAAGAGACUCUUAAACAAGCGAGUGGCAUUUCCAUUAUCUUCGCAGAUCUCUGCUGCAGGGAAAAUUGAAUCAUCUCCUCUAUCGAAUACUCCUCCUAUUUUACAAUCUUUCAUGGCUCCUGCGAUAACUACAGCUCCCCAUAAACCUCUUAUGGCACCUGUCGCUAAAGAAUUUACAACAAAGGAAUCAGAUUUUGACAAAGAUCAAGCUCUGACAGAAGUUUUGGCCAAUCUAAAUUCAAUAAUUACAGAACAGAAGAUGGAAACGAACAAGACUGAAGAAAUACAAAGAAGAUUAGAUAUCAUGAAAGCUGACUGGCGCGAAAAUAAAUUGAAUGAUAUGAUACACAGAAGUGUUUUAGAUAUAUCAAAAGCAUUAUUGAGGAAAGAUACUGAAGAAGCUGAUAAGAUCCACAUUGCUCUUAUGAUGCAGCAUGCAACUGCUUGUCGUACCUGGAUGCCAGCUAUUAGGCACAUCAUUUUUGAAUUAAAAAAAGAAUGAAUUCCAAUGUUUUGUACCCCAGGAUAGUCAUCUCUAUUAUUUGUUGAAUCAAAGGAAAAGUGAGUUUAUUGCUAAAUAAGCGUAUUGUAUAGAGCAAUUGAAAAAAAGGAUAGUUAUUUGUUUGUUACUUCUUAUAUUCGGCUAUACAUGAUAUUUUUAUAGGAAAUACAUUAGAUAGUGUCUAAUAUACACUAUACAGUAUUAUACAUUAUCAUGGAUUAUGAUAUUUCAUAUAGGAAUUUAUUAAAUUUUUAUAGGAAUAAAAAUGAAAGAGAUUGUACUCAUAAAA
Molecule: messenger RNA, 1582 nt
Organism: Cataglyphis hispanica
Lineage: Eukaryota; Metazoa; Arthropoda; Insecta; Hymenoptera; Formicidae
Product: steroid receptor RNA activator 1-like
Exons: 2
Coding region: 661-1293 (210 amino acids)
Biological process (GO): regulation of transcription by RNA polymerase II
Cellular component (GO): nucleus
Source: RefSeq, a predicted model, not a curated record